AGAGCUCAGUGAAAAAAAAAGCCACUCGGUGCUGAGCAGGGAGGGCGAAUGCUUGGAAACCUUUCACUCUUACUUUCCUCUCGUCACUCUGUCUCCUCUUUAUUUUCCUCUGCGUCUUCUCCACCACGUCGUGCUGUUUAGAAGAUAAAGCCAGGAUAACACGCUCUGACCAGAGAAGAUGAAGUCCCGCUUGGUUGCGUUCGUCACCUGUGUGACCCUCUUCUCACUGUGUCACGCCACCCCUCUGUUCUACAACAUGUCCAUGGACGGUAGCGGUGAUGAAGCAGAGCUGGAACUCCUUUUCCCAAUCUCUUUCUCCACUCGAGCGCCUGUUCAAGUCACUGCUGCUACUGGGCCUCCCAGCCUUACCAACACCAUCACCACCACCAUGAUCCGCCUGAAGGACUUUGUCCUGACCCGAGUAGUGGAUUUCCUGCAGGAGAAUUUGCUCAUCAUCAUCGUCGUGACCUCUCUUCUCAUCGUCAUGGUCUUCAUCAUCUGCUGCGCCUCGGCCAUGAGUCAUAAACGCAAACUGGAGGCCUAUAAACCGCCUCCCAAUGCACCCAGGAAGUACGCGGCUGAUAAAACAGGUGGACGCAAGAAUUCAAGCGAGCUCCAGGAGAGGCCUUAUGCUGUCGACCAUGUGAAGAGGGUCCAGACUCAGAGCAUGGCCUCCCCCAAGAACCUGCGCAUGCCCUCCAAGGCUCUGGUGGGAGAGAGGGGUAGAGAUGUCAGAUCAUCGCCUCGACAGGAGGUCAGGAAGGUCAGGGAUGCAGAGGAGGUGGGAAAGCGGAGAGAGGAGCCCAAGCACAAAGAGCAGCCAAAGCACAGGGAGGAGGUGCAGCAGAGCUCCGGCCCCAGCACCAGCUCCAGUCCACCAGUCUGCACCUGCCAUAUGAAAAAGGGUCACCACUAGGGCAUGUUCAAGGCUGAUGUUGGCAUAAGAGGUGAAAUGUUGCAACCAUGACAGAUCAGGCGGGUUGGUUAUACCUUGUAUUUGUGAAGUUUGUGCCAUCAUGUAAACGAGAAAAUCUUAUCUCAACUAAAAAAUGACAAACAGGAUUGAAGAUAUGUGACUGGAAAUCUAAUUAUUUAACUGUGUUGCUGCAUAAAUCAUGUCCAUAAAUGUUGCAUCUCAAAGUUUUUGAUUCAUACAAUGAUUAAAAAGCCAAAACUUGAUACCAGAAGAUUUCAGUUUUAAGAAUACAUAGCUGAUUUCUUUAAAUGCUGCAGCCUUUCGGGCUCUAACCACAGUCUAACAUCACAUCACUGUGCUGUUAAAGUAUCUUCACUUGAAACGGUGAAAUAAAAGUUUUCCUUUUUGAAUAUGAUUUUUUUUAGAGCAGAAAGACAAGAAAAAUAAUGUCUCUAAUUUUUGAUGCUUUCCAAAUAAAAAAAUUGUAAUUAUUCACGUGUUUUUGAUACAGAGAUGUAUCAUCUGUAUCUCUUUUUGCCUGCCAAGACAGAGGAACCUCCUCGGUACGUCCUGCUGUACACCACGGCAUCUUUAUGAGUUUUUCUCAGAGCUUUGGCUGAACCAGUCUGUCAUUUAGAGCAAAAUCUUUGCUGCUGUAAAUAAAGCAAAGUGAGGUGCCAGUAAACUUGAUUUGAUGAAGUAACGAAACCUUUUCUUUAUAUUUACAUUCAUAUUUACUUUUUUGUUGUUGUUUCAUAUCAUAUUGUAUUUUACUUUAAGGAAGCCUUAAUUCACAAAGUUUUACACCAAAAUCGACUGUGUUAUCUCUGGGAAGUUGAAGUAAAAACAUACAUAUCUACUAUCUAUCUGUCUACAUAUUUAUUUGGUUAAUAAUACGGAUUGGCAUUAAACUGUCAAAGCAGGAUUUGAUUGGUAUAAAAACUUUGUGAAUCAGGGUUUGAGUUUUCUUUAAAUAGGUAAUACUUAUAUAUAUAUAUAAGAUAAAUUAUGUUUUUUGUUUUUAAUAUAAUAAGUUGUAAUGAGUCCAAAAACAUGAGUACAGGGACAGUUAGUUGGCUUGUUUUGCUGAUGUGAGAGGCUAAAGGAGACAAAAGACAAAAACCUCCAACUCACUGUCCCGCUCCUCAAGUUUGAGACUCUGGGCAUCUAAACCAAAUGUGUGAUGUUCAGUUUGUGCGAUUUAUGGGCCAGACGUUUGUCGUGUUUAAAUCCUUUUCUCCGUUGAACCUCAGAUUGUUGUCCUCAGAUGUUUCCAGACAGAUGCUUCCUCUGUAAGUGACAGUUUUAUUGUUUACAAAAUGACAAUGUUGUUUUGCUUAUGUUGAA
Messenger RNA from Larimichthys crocea (large yellow croaker), 2263 nucleotides. Its product is annotated as transmembrane protein 119a. The coding region runs from base 179 to 916 and encodes 245 amino acids. Lineage: Eukaryota; Metazoa; Chordata; Actinopteri; Sciaenidae. The record is from RefSeq and is a predicted model, not a curated record. Gene Ontology annotation, biological process: positive regulation of osteoblast differentiation; positive regulation of osteoblast proliferation; ossification. Gene Ontology annotation, cellular component: plasma membrane. The transcript has 2 exons.